This is a messenger RNA of Uloborus diversus, 1472 nucleotides long. RefSeq names its product ras-related protein Rab-40C-like (gene Rab40). The record is from RefSeq and is a predicted model, not a curated record. Gene Ontology annotation, molecular function: GTP binding; GTPase activity. Gene Ontology annotation, cellular component: synaptic vesicle; plasma membrane; endosome. NCBI's taxonomy places the organism in Eukaryota, Metazoa, Arthropoda, Arachnida, Araneae, Uloboridae. Bases 360 to 1178 code for a protein of 272 amino acids. Gene Ontology annotation, biological process: intracellular signal transduction; protein localization to plasma membrane. The transcript is spliced from 7 exons.
AGGACACAAGCAAUGUCUGUAUGCGUGUAGCGUAUGGUUUUUGUGCAGUAAAGUCAUAUGCAAUAAGUCUUGUUAUUUUUACGUUUUUUCGGUAUUAAAGGCAGUUAAAUACUUGAAUUUUUAAGGACUUUGUUAUUUAAAAAAAGGAAUAUCGAACUUUCGUCAAUGUAUUACGUGACAGUUUGAUAGGCUUAAAGAGUUUAAAUUACACUUUAAAUCUUGAUUGUUAUCUUUAUUUCUUUUCACUGUUUAAAAAGGUUUUGACAGAAAACUUUUAGUUAGAAGAAGCAAGGACGAUGUGGCAUAAAGUUGUGCAGUAUAAAACAUAAAUUAGCCCCGGUCUCAUUUUGGUAGAACUCAUGAGCAGAACAGCCUCUGUAAAUAGGAAUCAUCCUAAGUCAUACGACUACCUUCUAAAGUUUUUGCUUGUUGGAGAUAGUGAUGUGGGAAAGCAAGAGAUACUUAGUGGACUUGAAGAUGGCUCUCAGGAGUCGCCAUUUUGUGGCUCUUCUGGUGUUGCUUAUAAAACAACCACAAUUCUCCUGGAUGGAAAACGUAUAAAGCUUCAGUUAUGGGAAUCAUCUGGUCAAGGUAGAUUCUCCACAAUUAUUAGAUCAUAUUCCAGGGGAGCACAGGGUAUAAUUCUUGUGUAUGAUAUUACAAACAAGUGGUCAUUUGAUGGCAUUGAUAGAUGGUUACAAGAAGUUGAAGAGCAUGCUCCAGGUAUUCCAAAGAUUUUAAUUGGCAAUAGGUUACACUUAGCAUUCAAAAGACAAGUCAGUGAAGGUACUGCUGAAUCUUAUGCAAGAAAAAAUAGUAUGGUCUUCUUUGAAGUCAGUCCCCUUUGCAACUAUAACAUUACGGAAUCAUUCGUUGAACUCUCACGGAUGGCACUGUUAAGGAAUGGCAUGGAAAGACUAUGGAGGAGCAACAGAGUGCUAUCUCUCCAAGAGCUUUGUUGCCGUGCCAUUGUGGCCAGGACGACAGUCUACAGUAUUGAGCAGCUUCCUCUCCCCCACUCUCUCAAGUCUUGCCUGAAAUCAUACUCAAUGACGACAUACAAAUCGCGCCCUCAUAUUCCGGCCACAAGGGACAAGUCAUUAAAGAAAACAAAGCAGCUUCAUCAUCCUUGUGACUCAUUAACAUCACAGUGCAGGAAAAGUUGCUCCAUAUCCUAGCCAAGUAUCAAAUUGCUCAUUUUAAAAUGUGUAACCAUUUUGCCAACUUUUUUCUAGACUGUUUAUCGAAGCAUAUCUCCUUUCCAACAAAUUGAAUAACAUGUGAUUUGUAAUUUAGUCGGCAGUUCUGCAACUUUUUUAUAUCUGCAGUCGAAACUAUCAAUGUUUGUAUUAUAAGGAAGUAGGAUAUUGCCAUGAUGUCUGUGUGUGAUCAAAUUGUAUAAAUGCUACCAUGUAUGUUGUAAAAUUUGUGAUGUCAAAUUGUAUAGUAAGGAUAUUUUAAAUUAAAAUAUA